Messenger RNA from Notothenia coriiceps (black rockcod), 2329 nucleotides. It is a transcript of the gene wls, whose product is annotated as Wnt ligand secretion mediator. The record is from RefSeq and is a predicted model, not a curated record. The coding region runs from base 1 to 1539 and encodes 512 amino acids. Gene Ontology annotation, molecular function: Wnt-protein binding. Gene Ontology annotation, biological process: Wnt protein secretion; Wnt signaling pathway; intracellular protein transport. The transcript has 12 exons. Gene Ontology annotation, cellular component: organelle membrane; endomembrane system. Lineage: Eukaryota; Metazoa; Chordata; Actinopteri; Perciformes; Nototheniidae.
AUGCCUCCCAGCCCGACCACAGCGGUCCACUACUUGGCCACGAAGUGUGUGGACACGACUAAGCACCGACAGGAAUCCAAAUGGUUCAUGCCCUGGGGUCCCAACCAAUGCGACAAGAUCCGGAACUUCGAAGAGGCCAUGGCCAAGAAGAUUGAGGCCAACAACAUUGUGUUUGCUGUUCACAUUCCACUGCCCAACAAAGAGAUGAGCCCCUGGUUCCAGUUCAUGCUGGUCAUCCUGCAGUUUGACAUCGCAUUCAAGAUGUAUAACCAGAUAGAGGAUGGAUCGCUGGCCACCAUCGACGUGGGGCUGGCCUACAGAGACGACACGGUCAGCGAGUGGACGGAGAUGGCUCACUCCUUCGAACAGAGGAAGCUCAGCUGCAACUUCACUACAGCCAAGACCUUUGAGAACGAGGGCCGUUACUAUGAGUGUGACCUGCUGCCUUUCAUGGAAGUGGGCAGUGUGGCCCAUAAGUACUACCUGCUCAACAUCCGCCUGCCUGUCAAUGAGCGCAAGAAGGUCAACGUGGGGAUCGGAGAGAUCAAGGACAUUCGUCUCGUGAGCAUCCACCAGAACGGAGGCUUCACCAAAGUGUGGUUUGCGAUGAAGACCUUCCUCACUCCCAGCAUCCUCAUCAUCAUGAUCUGGUACUGGAGGAGGAUCCUGAUGAUGAGCAGAUCUCCUGUGCUGCUGGAGAAGGUGAUCCUUGCUCUCGGUAUCUCCAUGACGUUCAUCAACAUCCCAGUGGAGUGGUUCUCUGUUGGCUUCAACUGGACCUGGAUGCUGCUUUUCGGAGACAUCAGGCAAGGCAUCUUCUACUCCAUGCUGCUCUCCUUCUGGAUCAUCUUCUGCGGGGAGCACCUCAUGGACCAGACAGAGAGGAACAGGUUCUCUGUGUACUGGAAGCAGGUCGGACCCAUCGUGUUCGGCUCCUUCUGCCUCUUUAUCUUUGACAUGUGUGAGAGAGGGGUCCAGCUGACAAAUCCCUUCUACAGCAUCUGGGCAUCUGAUGUAGGGACUGAGCUGGCUAUGGCGUUCAUAAUUGUGGCCGGGAUCUGUGCCUGUCUCUACUUCCUCUUCCUCUGCUUCAUGGUGUUCCAAGUCUUCCGCAACAUCAGCGGUAAGAGGACGUCCCUUCCUGCCAUGUCCAAGGCCCGACGGCUGCACUAUGAGGGUCUGAUUUUCAGGUUUAAGUUCCUCAUGCUGGUCACACUGGCCUGCGCUGCCAUGACUGUUAUCUUCUUCAUCAUCAGUCAGGUGAACGAGGGCCACUGGCACUGGGGGGAGCACACGGUGCAGGUGAACAGCGCCUUCUUCACCGGCAUCUACGGCAUGUGGAACCUCUACGUGUUCGCCAUCAUGUUCCUCUACGCACCGUCCCACAAACGCUACGGAGACGAGCAGUCCAGUGGGCAGUGCAUCACCGGAGAUAAUGGAGGAAACAGUGGAGAGGACAUCCAGCUGACCACUACCAUCACCCAUGUGGACGGCCCCACUGAGAUCUACAAGAUGACCGGCAAAGAGGCCCAGGAGUAGAUGUCCCACUGUUAAUAAACCCCCCUCUACUACCUACUGCUCCAAGAACCCCUCCCUCCUAUAUGUAAUCCAACAGGCUUUUAUUUUGACACUGCCCGGCAAUAAAUGGCAUCAUAGAUCCAGCUCCCAUUUAACCAGUCCCAUGGCUGAAUAUUAUCAACACUCCUGGCCUUUUUCAUUUCACGGUGGUACCCUUUUCUUACAUUUCAUACUUUAUGUAAACUUUGUUAUAUUUUCUAAAUGUUGCACAUUGUUUUUUUUACACCCAAAAAUGAGAUUAGCAUGUAAAGAAAAUAAUUUCUUGUUGGUCAGAAGUUGCAUCUGGCAGCUGUCACACUCCUGAUUUUUUUUUUAGAAGUACAGUGUGGUAAAACUAAAUCCUUUUGACAAUGGACCUCGUUAAUAGGUAACGUUUUUCAGAUACAUUUAAUUUAAUUUAUCGCUUAAUUUCCCUUUUUGUAUUCUCAUUCAAGGCCUCAGAGCCUGUCACACAUAUCUUUCCAUAGAAAGUAGAUCAUGUUAAGUCCUGCGUCAGUCAUUCGAGUGGCGGAGAUCUUUUUUUAUAUCAUAAAUGUACAGACCACAUAGCCACUUUGGGAAAUGCAUACUGUAUGUUCAUUAUGUUACAAUGUAGAUAUCUAUUUUUUAUAAAGUGCUUAUUUUCAACUUCACAAAAUACAUGCAUCAAGCUCUAUCAAUGUUUUUGAAGUUGGCUGUAACCUAUUAUACAUGGUUCUUAGUUUUUUUUUGCUUUUUAUUCUAAUUUAAAUAAAAACACUUUGACUUAAUA